Medicago truncatula (barrel medic) is the source of this 1185-nucleotide messenger RNA. Its product is annotated as ras-related protein Rab7. Gene Ontology annotation, molecular function: GTP binding; GTPase activity. Bases 236 to 856 code for a protein of 206 amino acids. The record is from RefSeq and is a predicted model, not a curated record. Gene Ontology annotation, cellular component: vacuolar membrane. Lineage: Eukaryota; Viridiplantae; Streptophyta; Magnoliopsida; Fabales; Fabaceae. The transcript has 7 exons.
GAAGUGUCUAGUAUAGAUAAACAGUGCAGGCGACAAAAACAAAUAGAUCGAAAUUGGCGCUCCUUUUUCCCUUUCUAACAUUCACAUCACAUUCAUCUCUCUCUCUCUACUUUCUCUCGAUCCAUCCACGAACCAUUUCCGCAACUAUAUAAAUCAAAACCUCACACAAAACAAUAUCACAAUCCCUAAAUCUCAUAAUACUAAUCCAUAAAUUAAUCGAUUAUCACACCCAAACAUGGCCUUACGCAGAAGAACUUUACUCAAAGUUAUCGUUCUUGGAGACAGUGGGGUUGGAAAAACUUCGUUGAUGAAUCAAUAUGUGCACAAGAAGUUCAGUCAGCAAUAUAAAGCUACAAUCGGUGCUGACUUUGUCACCAAAGAAUUGCAGAUCGAUGACCGACUAGUGACUCUACAAAUAUGGGACACUGCAGGGCAGGAGAGAUUUCAAAGUCUUGGUGUUGCAUUUUAUAGAGGGGCCGAUUGCUGUGUUCUCGUUUAUGAUGUUAAUGUGAUGAAGUCAUUUGACACACUUGAUAACUGGCACGAGGAGUUUCUGAAACAGGCAAACCCUUCUAAUCCAAGCACUUUUCCAUUUAUAUUGCUUGGAAACAAAGUUGAUAUUGAUGGCGGGAAUAGUCGAGUGGUUUCUGAUAAGAAAGCAAAGGACUGGUGUGCCUCAAAAGGGAAUGUUCCUUACUUUGAGACAUCUGCAAAGGAAGACCUCAAUGUUGAUGCUGCAUUCCUACGUAUUGCCAAGACUGCAUUAGCCAAUGAACGUGAGCAAGACAUAUAUUUUCAACCUAUUCCGGAGCCUGUUGUUCCGGAGAAUGAGCAGAGGGGUGGGUGCGCAUGCUGACCGGAAUUUCUCUCCAAUGCGUUGGCUCAAAUUCUUCAAUUCUUUUUUGUCUCAUUAGAUCACUCCCUCCCCCUUUUUGUACACUCAACAUGAGAUGCUUGAGUAAAUCAUGUCUGCCCUUGAUGAUGCCAUUAGAGUUCUGUUUACUUGUGGUUCAACUUUAGAAUGUUGCAUUUGUAGGGAAGAAUAUAUAAUUUUUGAAAUUUACAUGAGCAUACUGUUUUGGUGAAACAAGAGAUCGUAAUCGUUGGCAGUGAUAGCAAAAUUAAGUGUAUUGAAAGUUCUUGAUGAAAAACCAAACCUUUCAAUGGAUGACAUUUUUCUCCUAA